Molecule: messenger RNA, 2572 nt
Organism: Pan troglodytes (chimpanzee)
Lineage: Eukaryota; Metazoa; Chordata; Mammalia; Primates; Hominidae
Gene: PHGDH
Product: phosphoglycerate dehydrogenase
Exons: 14
Coding region: 859-2397 (512 amino acids)
Biological process (GO): L-serine biosynthetic process
Molecular function (GO): NAD binding; phosphoglycerate dehydrogenase activity
Source: RefSeq, a predicted model, not a curated record
GCCAGCGCGGCGCCCCAGCGCCUUAGCGCGCAGUUGUUCCGGCAGCCUCGCGCCGCCUCUCCCCCAACCCCCAACCGCCUCCGCGCGGGGCGAUCGGGAGAGGGGCCCCAAAGUGGCUUCUUUGCGGGGAACCCAGGGACUGGCGAUUCUUCCCAACCAAGUUCUGGGCCUCCCCGCCGAUUCUAGCCUGCCUUGGCGGUGGCAGGGUUGGGGGCGGGGGUCGGGGGGCGGGGGGAAGCUGGCGGUGUCCCAACCAGUCUCGUGGCUGCUGGGGCAGCUGCAGGGGAAGGCAGCCCUCGUAAGGCAGCAAACGCGUACCCGCCCCUCGUCUGAUGCAAGACUGCUCCGUGCUUUCGCCGCCCCUCUGCCUCCUGGGAGCCUUCGGAGGAAAAGGAGGCGGGCGGGGAGCGCUGGGGUCCAGAUUUAGCCUCCUCCCCACCUUUGGUUUAUCGCUGGUUGGGAGUGACCAGACUCGACUAGAAUCCGAUCCCAAACGCUCCCAGAUGAUUUAUAGUCUUAGCAAAUUUUUAUCUCCUUUUGUUGUGAUAUAUAAUUAAUCUACUUCAAAUCUUUAUCUACCGUGUUUGAAAAGGCCUGCUGGGCCUGGUGGCCUUGUCCGGAAUAUUUAUUUUGUGAACUCUUCACUCCAGUGCCUGCACUUUCGACCUCUGUAGUCGACCCAGCUGCCCAGUCUCUACCUCACCUGAUCCGGACUGUGAAGGCCUUAUUGUUCGCUCUGCCACCAAGGUGACCGCUGAUGUCAUCAACGCAGCUGAGAAACUCCAGGUGGUGGGCAGGGCUGGCACAGGUGUGGACAAUGUGGAUCUGGAGGCCGCAACAAGGAAGGGCAUCUUGGUUAUGAACACCCCCAAUGGGAACAGCCUCAGUGCCGCAGAACUCACUUGUGGGAUGAUCAUGUGCCUGGCCAGGCCUGAAACCUUCCGGGACCAAGAAGUUACUUUUCCCAUGGCAAGACCUGCUUUCCCUCCUGCUGGAGGAGGAUCUGGGGGAAUUUACCUCUGCUCUAACUCCUCCCUACAGUUUCCAUCUGAGCUCUCUGGACCAGCUUUGUUUAAAGGAAUCAGUGAAGUGCUGUGGUUUAAAAGAAGCUCCCCAUUGUCAACUGCUCACCAUGACCUCACUCAUCAAAGGCAGAUUCCCCAGGCGACGGCUUCGAUGAAGGACGGCAAAUGGGAGCGGAAGAAGUUCAUGGGAACAGAGCUGAAUGGAAAGACCCUGGGAAUUCUUGGCCUGGGCAGGAUUGGGAGAGAGGUAGCUACCCGGAUGCAGUCCUUUGGGAUGAAGACUAUAGGAUAUGACCCCAUCAUUUCCCCAGAGGUCUCGGCCUCCUUUGGUGUUCAGCAGCUGCCCCUGGAGGAGAUCUGGCCUCUCUGUGAUUUCAUCACUGUGCACACUCCUCUCCUGCCCUCCACGACAGGCUUGCUGAAUGACAACACCUUUGCCCAGUGCAAGAAGGGGGUGCGUGUGGUGAACUGUGCCCGUGGAGGGAUCGUGGACGAAGGCGCCCUGCUCCGGGCCCUGCAGUCUGGCCAGUGUGCCGGGGCUGCACUGGACGUGUUUACGGAAGAGCCGCCACGGGACCGGGCCUUGGUGGACCAUGAGAAUGUCAUCAGCUGUCCCCACCUGGGUGCCAGCACCAAGGAGGCUCAGAGCCGCUGUGGGGAGGAAAUUGCUGUUCAGUUCGUGGACAUGGUGAAGGGGAAAUCUCUCACGGGGGUUGUGAAUGCCCAGGCCCUUACCAGUGCCUUCUCUCCACACACCAAGCCUUGGAUUGGUCUGGCAGAAGCUCUCGGGACACUGAUGCGAGCCUGGGCUGGGUCCCCCAAAGGGACCAUCCAGGUGAUAACACAGGGAACAUCCCUGAAGAAUGCUGGGAACUGCCUAAGCCCCGCAGUCAUUGUCGGCCUCCUGAAAGAGGCUUCCAAGCAGGCGGAUGUGAACUUGGUGAACGCUAAGCUGCUGGUGAAAGAGGCUGGCCUCAAUGUCACCACCUCCCACAGCCCUGCUGCACCAGGGGAGCAAGGCUUCGGGGAAUGCCUCCUGGCCGUGGCCCUGGCAGGCGCCCCUUACCAGGCUGUGGGCUUGGUCCAAGGCACUACACCUGUACUGCAGGGGCUCAAUGGAGCUGUCUUCAGGCCAGAAGUGCCUCUCCGCAGGGACCUGCCCCUGCUCCUAUUCCGGACUCAGACCUCUGACCCUGCAAUGCUGCCUACCAUGAUGGGCCUCCUGGCAGAGGCAGGCGUGCGGCUGCUGUCCUACCAGACUUCACUGGUGUCAGAUGGGGAGACCUGGCACGUCAUGGGCAUCUCCUCCUUGCUGCCCAGCCUGGAAGCGUGGAAGCAGCAUGUGACUGAAGCCUUCCAGUUCCACUUCUAACCUUGGAGCUCACUGGUCCCUGCCUCUGGGGCUUUUCUGAAGAAACCUACCCACUGUGAUCAAUAGGGAGAGAAAAUCCACAUUCUUGGGCUGAACGCGGGCCUCUGACACUGCUUACACUGCACUCUGACCCUGUAGUACAGCAAUAACCGUCUAAUAAAGAGCCUACCCCCAA